Branchiostoma floridae (Florida lancelet) is the source of this 1626-nucleotide messenger RNA. Its product is annotated as glucocorticoid modulatory element-binding protein 2-like. Gene Ontology annotation, molecular function: RNA polymerase II cis-regulatory region sequence-specific DNA binding; DNA-binding transcription activator activity, RNA polymerase II-specific. Bases 181 to 1359 code for a protein of 392 amino acids. The record is from RefSeq and is a predicted model, not a curated record. Gene Ontology annotation, biological process: positive regulation of transcription by RNA polymerase II. NCBI's taxonomy places the organism in Eukaryota, Metazoa, Chordata, Leptocardii, Amphioxiformes, Branchiostomatidae. The transcript is spliced from 8 exons.
GUCACGUCUCCCUAUAAAUACCGCCGUGCGUCGGCGCCUCACUUCCCACCGUCUUCCCUGCGUCAGGCGGCGCCACGUCUACGGCUGCUCCGGCCCCGAAUCGCCGCGACCGAGCGCUCCGAUCCGCCGUGCGACCCGUGCCGACGUCUCUGCGUAAAGGUUUCUGGGUAAUAUAUUGCCAUGGCGACCAGGGAAGCAGCCAAUGAGGACCCUCGGUCCAGGUCUCCAGUGAAGAGUGAGGAUGGCGAUGGGGAGGGGGGCGAUGAGGUGGCGUAUCCCGUCAUGUGUGGGGACAACCAGGGGCUCCUGAUCUGGAAGAAGUUCAUCUGUCCUGGCAUCCACUCUAGAUGUAUCAAGUACAAUGGCAUGAUGAGGACCCCUAAGGAGUUUGUUGUGGAGGCGGGAAAAGCUGGUCUGAAGGACUGGAAGAGAGCCAUCAGGAUUAAUGGAACCAUGAUCAGGCGAAUGAUGGAGACAGGUGAGCUGGAUUACUACCAGCACGAGCAGGUGUGCUCCAAGACGUGCCGCAGUAACCGCUUCGACGUGCCGUCAGGUGUGGCGCUCCAGCUUAGUCUGCAGGCCAGCGGGCUCCGGCCACCUGAGUUCGUACAGACGGAAGGACAGGGCAUACCACAGAUGGUUCCAGCAGAGAGGCUGUACGCAGCAGCUGCAGCUCUAAGUGCCUCCACUCCUCGAUUCACUCCAACAUCUCCUACUCCUGUGUCUCCAGAAGAUUCCCUGCUGUUCUGGUCAGGUAUCCGUGAAGUGGGCGUGUUGGACGGAAUCUUCACCUGGAUAUUUGAUGCCCUGUCUGACUUACAGCAGUGUGUGCAGCACGGGUCCUGCACUGCAGAAGAUGCCCAGAUGCUGACCAGUGUUCUGAAUGGCCUGGGCCUGAUGGAAGAGGUAAAAGCUCGUCUGGCCCAACAGAAGACCGAGGCCGACAGGCAGGUCGAAGAGUACAACCGAGAUCUGCAAGAACUAGAGAGACAGUGUGCGGAGAGACGGCGUCAGUCUCAGGCCUUGAAGCGUCGUCUCGAGAGACUCGAGAACGUUCUUCAGCACACACCAGGGCGGAAAAGGGCGCGGGCACUGUCCCCACAACAGGGGGCAACCCCCAAACCAUCCUCUGCCGCCACUGCGCAAACAAACAGGCACCUGUCGCCAGAGGCAGCCCCGCAGGACCUGAGCAUGAAGAACGGGCACUCCGUGAGCUCUCCGCUGGACAGCUCUUUGUCCUCAAGUCGUAGCAGCACGCCAGGGAUUCACUACAUGAACGGAGAAACGAACGAAAGAGAAGACCGUAGAGGACGAAUGGUUGCAAAAUCGGAAGUCAACUCCAGGUCUUCCUCUAGGUAGUAACAAGCAACACAAUGUAUAAGCAAUAUAAAGGACAUUACAGCAAAACUCAAGUGUCUUUGGGAUCUCAAAGAAAGCUUGAUGCCACAGCAAAGGAGCAUUUGUACUACAUAGUGAUAAUUAUGUAUAAGUUAUUAGUGCUUGCUUUUGUAUAUCUUAUUAGUACGAACUUUUCAUAUGUGCAAGGUUGUAGCAUAGGAAAUAGGUUCAAGUCUUCUUCCAUAGAUUGUAGUAAUAGCAGUAUUCUUGCCAUGGGACCAACCAAAA